AUGAUAACUGGAAGUUUAGAAGGUCAAAACUCAAGCUUUAUAUAUGACUAUAAAGGAGCUUGGAAAUCAUUCAAAAAGUUCAAAAAAGAAUCACUAUAUAAAUUAUUCAAUUUUUUUUCUGAUCUCUAUAGCAACCGAGAAGGACCAGAAAUGAAAUCAACGACACAGAAAGUUGUCGAUGUCAUUUUAAAUUCUAUCAUCACUUUACAGAUAAUUGGGCUAAAUUGACACCUACAGUCUGACUAUGAUUUCUUAAAGCCAUAUGAAAUUUAUUGACAAUUGUUUGGAUAUGCAGGUUUUGAUAAUAUUUGUGCAGACUCAAACUGAUUGAUUCAAUGCUAUUAUGGUUGCUUACUGAUGAUAUCGAUGACUGCUUUAUUGAUUUUUCUUUCUAUAUUGUGAUGUUCAAAAACUAGAAAACUGAGUACAGUCCCAAGAUUUUUUCUAAAAAAGUGUGUGGGUUUUCUCUCUACCAUUGGUCUGGUCCCUAUAUCAACUCUUCUAUUAUUAGUAAUAAAAUAUUCAUCACAAAAUAAUAGUGAAAUUACAGAAUAUACAAACUGCGAAAAUUGCAAUUUGAAUUUAGGAUCAUUGCAAAUCCUGGCUUCAAUUAUUUGCUUAUUAUUUCUUUUUUGUCUAAGCAUCUUUAAUGAAUUAUUUUCUGCUGAAUUAAGACAUUCUCAGCGUUCUGAGAAUAUUAGGUCGAGAGCUCAUUCUGGAUUAAAUAUAAAAAUGCUUUGGACAACUUAUUUAGGUGUCGGAUUUUUUGUGUCAUUAAAUGAUUACAGCAAUUCUUAUUUCAAAAUUAUUUUAAUUUUUUUCCCUUCCUGAGUGAUAAUUAGUGCAUUUUUUAAUCGUCCAUAUUACAAUUUUGAAGCCAAUUGAAUCCUAAUAGCAAGAAAUGCGACUAUUUUAUUAACAACCCUAGCUUUUGCAUUUGGGGAAACUAUCGACGACUCUGGGGUAAUUUUGCUUUUGUUUUUUAUAGUAGAUCCUUUAAUUAUCCUCAUAUUGCUUCACAUCUAUAAUAAAACAGAAAAAUUUGUGUCUAGGAGAUACGUUAUACCUAAAUCUCAAUACGAAUUUGAAAUAAGGUUCAGAGACGAGCUUUCUGCUGCACCAAAAGAUACCCGGUCUAUAGUUUUAAAGUUUUCUAAGGUCGAAAAGAUCCCUCACUUCUAUAAAGACAAACUCUUAGUCAUAUGAGAAACAAAUUACUGUUUUUAUAUCCUAGGUGAUGAAAGGUUAGCCCGCGUUAAGCUAACAAAAGCAAAAACUGAUAUAUCAAGCAUAGAAGGCGAUUUCCAAGAAUGGCUAUUAUACAAGUGUUUUGAGGACUCCAAUACUGCCCUGUAUGAAGACAUAAAUCUUCUUGUCUAUUUAUUAGAGCUAGAAAAAGUAAAAAAAGAUGACAGGAUUUUAUGUUACUAUUUAAUAGGUUUUUGAGAUGAAAUUACGUCAAGAAAUCCCAGAGUCGACAAGCUUCAUUUUAUCAUGAAAAACCUGUCUAAAAAGCUAACAAAAGUAAAAAAAAAAUAUUCAAGUAUCAUUGCGAAAUUUCCUUAUAGUGCUUAUUCUCAUGAGCUGUAUGGGACUUUGCUUCAAGAUAUGCUUGGAGACUAUGAAACUAGUGGAAAAAUGCUGACAAAAAAAGAAAAUUUAAUGGCGCUUGAAAACCAGCAGCCUGAAGACAAAUUUUUCCAAUUUUCUGAAUUUAAUGGAUUUUUAUUAAUUUCUGCUAAUAGAGAAAAUUUUGGGGUUAUCACAUUUGCUAACCCAAAAGCUUCCCUAAUCCUGAAACAGUCCACAGCUAAUCUAAUGGGUACCAGAAUUAUAAACUACAUCCCGUCUCCUUACGACCAAAAACACGAUUCGUAUAUGCAAAAAUUCAUAGAAAACUGCACUAAUCCUGAUAUUGCCAUGACUAUGGGAUUUUUUCUUCAAACUGAGCGUGGGUAUCUCGUUGAAUGUAAAUUCCAAACAAGGCUGGUCGCUUUAGAGUCAAAUUUAUAUUUUAUGACCUCAUUAAAGCAAAUUCAUAAAAGCAGACAAAUUGCUCUCUUAUCAGAAGACGGGUAUAUUUUAAGUCACAGCGAACUUUUCACGCAUUAUAUAGACGAGUCUAUAAAUUCUUUUAAAGGUAUUCGUAUAUCUGAAUUAAUACCAGAAAUAGAUAUCAGUGUAAUGGAUUCUUUUGACCCUUUAACAGUCAAAGUUAAAGGGCAUCCACUUGUAUUUUCACAUAUUAUUCAUAAAACUGGGUCGACAGUUAUGCAUGCUCUUUUAUUAAUUCAUGAAAGAAAUGAAAUGGCUCAGUGACAAAAGCGGGAGGAUUAUGACCAAAUUAAUUUUUUUCAAAAUUGCAUUUCGUGCCAAAUAAUUUCUGAGCCGACUUUGUCUCCGUCUUUAAUGGAGCCAAAAUCGUGACAGGAAGAAAAAAUAGCAAAGCAUUUGUCGAUCAGCAAUAUUUCGUAUGAAAGCAUGGCAGUUUAUGAUAAAGAAAAUAAUGAGACUAAAACUUUAGGCCAAAAAGAACAGGAAAAGACCUCACAAACGCAGAGCAGCUAUUCUGCAAGCCAGUCAAGUAAGAUUUAUUAUGUUUUGCCUAUUUUAUUUAUAAAAUUUCAUAUACAUAUUCCAUUUUAGCAUAAAGAGCCUAUUUUCAAGCCCAAAAUAAAAUUGUCAUGUAGAUUCUAUAAAUAAAAAUGUAAUAAAGGAUUAUGUAGGGUUUGGAAAUAACAUGGUAAUUAAAUCAGAAAGUGCUUUAAGACUAUUUAAAUGAACUCUUCUAGCAUCAGUAUUUUUUAUCUAGAUUUUAAUUGUGAUAGCAGCCAAUAUUAUAAUUAUGUCAUUAAUUUACAAUCAAAUUAGCUACUCAAACAAUCUUGGAGUUAUUAAGCGGAUAGCAGAAAUUUUAUAUGAGUCAAGCAAAGUUGCUUAUUUAACCCGAGCUAUGGAUGCAGGCUACAAAUAUAAAAUAGUCAAUUAUACAUAUUAUAAAGAAAUGUUCAUUGAUACCUUUGACGGCUUAACCCUUAUCCAAAACCAAUUAAUAAAUGACUAUUCAAGAUGAAGCAAUUGCAAAAUCUCGUCAAAAAUCGCAGAUGAAGAUAUACCAAACUGAAAUCCAGACUCAGGCAGAAACCCAAAUUAUUUGAAUCUUUAUGAUUCUAUAUCGAAGUCUACAGAAGCAGUAAUAUUUAUAUAGGGGAAAAAGUAUAUUGAAGCAAUUGAAAGCAAGCAAAACUAUGGAUAUUAUGAAUUUGAAUUAAUGCUAAACACGUAUGGAAAUAUUUAUCAAAUACUUAAUGAGUCUUUUGUAGGGUUUAUCGACUGUGAAAUCAACACGCUAAAGGAAGCUAAUACUAUUAUUGAUGCUUUAACAUUUCUUGGCGUGAUAAUUGUAGGUCUCUGCUUUAUGGCGUUGAUUCCUAUAACCAAAAAAUUCGUCAAAACUUAUGAUGCCUUGUUGAAUUUUGUGAAAUCCUUGGCACAAACGUCAUAUUUUGAAGUCCAUCAGAAUAUCUUGAACCGGCUUUCUGCAAUCCAUGAUAUUUCUCACUCCCCUCUUUAAAUUGGAACAAAAAAUUUUUAAAAAAAAAAAAUUAGCAAUCAAGGAUAAUAAAUUUAUUUAAAUAAGAUACUCUUUAUACUCUCUUCUUUAAAGAAUAUAAAUAAAUUAUAAUUUUAGUUAAGAAGAAAUAUUUAAUUUAUAUCAAAACUUUUUACAUAAAAAUAUGAUUUUUUUUCUCUAAAAUUUUUAUAAAAAAUUGAAUUUUGUUUCAAUUUAAAGGCCAAAAAAAUGGAAAUUUUUACCUAUAUUUUGUCCCAAUUUAAAGUGGGGGGAGUCAGGAAUUCGACUUCGGGAACCGUUUUAAAGUGGAAAACGUAAACAUUCAUUAUAAAAAUGGGUACAGGAUGAUAGUGCUAUGCGCAAUAUUUAUAGCUAUAUCGUCCCUUUAUUAUUUCUUAAUCAGCUAUUGGCUUUAUCCCUACCUUCAAGAUUACGUUAUUAAAAGAUACGAUUUUAUGCAGUGCUGGUAUACCCGAAGCGCAUAUAUAUCAGAAAUUUCUCUUUGAUCAAGAGAGGUUACCACAAAAUCUUUUUACCCUUUAUCUGCAAUCUUGCCUUCUCAUUAUGCUUUUAAAGACCCGAAUUACGAAAUUGUUGAUAAAAUCAAUAGUUUCGAUAGGACUAAUAUAGACAUUGCAAGCAAAAAAUAUAGAGAAUUGUAUUCAAGUAAGCUGAAAAAUUAUGUUUUUGAGUCACAGCCAAAUCCUGAUGAUUUAUUUUUUAGCUAUGGGUCUUAUUCGGGGUCUAGUGUGCUAGUUGCUGAAUCAUAUUAUAACUCAUUUGGAGGAGGCUCUCAGGCUGAUAGAAUAGUUUAUUAUAAUAGAAUGAGCAUACUUCAAAAAUCGAUUAAAAAUGUUACAGAUCAGGCUGAUAGCGACUCAAGUGACUUAAUAAAAAGCGAGCUGAAUUUCAUGGUUUAUAUCACAAUUGGAUACUGCUUUUUUUGCAUUGGGCUGUACUUUUGAUUGUAUAUUCCUUAUAUAUAUGUGGAGAAGCAAAAACUCAUGAGGCUUCAAGCAAUUUCAGCAUUGAUGCCUUCUCAUAUAAUUCAGAGAAAUGAAGACAGCACACAGCACGUAUCUUUAGUGUCAAGUAAUAAAAAUUAA
This is a messenger RNA of Blepharisma stoltei, 4680 nucleotides long. The record is from the annotation of a GenBank genome assembly. NCBI's taxonomy places the organism in Eukaryota, Ciliophora, Heterotrichea, Heterotrichida, Blepharismidae.